Ooceraea biroi (clonal raider ant) is the source of this 1528-nucleotide messenger RNA. RefSeq lists its product as uncharacterized. The record is from RefSeq and is a predicted model, not a curated record. NCBI's taxonomy places the organism in Eukaryota, Metazoa, Arthropoda, Insecta, Hymenoptera, Formicidae.
GAGAGCGUGCUCGAUUUAAGAAGUACGCGCGCAACUUGUAAAGCAUUUGUGGUAGUGUCUGCUAGCCGCUGUUGUAAACCGUCGAGGAGGAUGUUGUUAGUGUCAAUUUGAACGGCAGACCGUCGCGCACAAUUGCGCAAUAUGUCUCUGUGCUUUCGCUCGCUGCCCAGUAGAUUGUCAUCGCUUGUCAGCGGCCGAAAACCGCUGUCGAAGCUUGACCACCAUCAUCUGCAGAAACACGUUUCAUCGUCCGCUUUCCUAAAGCAGUUUUUGGGAACACAAAGAGCACUAUCCAUAAGAGCAAAUACUGAAAGCAAGCUGUCGUUAUCCUCUGUGAAUUUUACAUUGCAUCAAAACUUACUGCUCGCUUCUCUCAAUACUUCUGAUCAGCGUAAUAAGAAACUAGUCAGACAGUAUAAUGGAAGUGAGAGUGUGGCGAUGUGUUGGACCCAAGAUCCUUGCAGGCAAUAUAAUAGAUUGCAGAAACUCGCCCUCUCGAGAAACAAGAAACAUUCAGCCGCCAUAAGAACUGCAUCAGAUAACAAUAUUACUGUGUUUCAGACGCAAAGUGUAGAAGGGGAUAAAAAUACUAUGUUCCUAGAUAAUAGUAGACUAAUCUCCUCGGGAAGCUUACACAAUAGUAGAGAAUCAAAUUCCAGCGGUAUCUUAUUUACCUCCAACAAUACCAGCAUUUUAAAAGCUGGCUCACAGUCAAGCUCACCGUCGCCACAAGAUGAUGACAAACCAUCACAGGACAAAUUGCAACAUGUAGUUGAUGGCCUUACUAUAGAUCUUACAAACUUAUUCACAAAACCUCAAAAUUAUACGAUGUAUACCAAAAAUAUGGUUUUCGUCAAUAAUAUUAGAGGGGUGACAACAGUCGGAGUUGGAAAUUACGCGAAACAGAUGAUACUUUUAAGGAUGAUUGGCCACUUGAAGUUUGCAUACGUGAAAUGCGAUAUCGUGAAGAUCACGAUGCAUCCCGAAGAUGGGACAAUAAAGGUGCGUUGGCGUAUAAGAGGUGUCACAGGCUUCAGGAUGUUCUUCUCGUUCUGGAAAUAUAAAAUUUGGAAGAUACGGGACGCUAUAGACAAAGACCACGAAUUAUGGUAUGACGGCUUUUCCACUUACUACGUUAACGGUGAAGGGAAAAUCUACAAACAUAUUGCAGACAAGAUGAUGCCCGAUCAGGAUGUAACGAAAAAGGAGGACCUGCGUAUCGCCGCGAAAUUAGCGCUAUUUGCAAGUUUGGCGAAUAUGUUCGAUAGUGACAACUUUUCCAAAUUGAAUUCCAAUUUAAAGUUACAUUAAUUGAAAUAAACGAUUCAACGGUAAUUGUUGAACUGUAGAAAUAUUUGCAAGUUUGUGGAUAAUCCGUACGAGACGCAAAAUGAAAAUGCUUUUUUCACGAAAUGGAUGGAAUUCCAAGCACCACCAAUGUAUUUGUUCCAUUGGAAAUGUAUUACUGCAAAACAAUGAUCGAUAGUGAAUAAGAGAUAUGUGAAUUAAAAGAUGUAUAUUAUCUAAA